CGCCAGUGGAAAUACGUGUAUCGCUCUAGGCGGUACCAGGAAAACAUAAAUAACAACAACGUGUUAGAAGUCGUAAACAACGCAGCGCGCAAGUUUGUUCGGAAAAGUUUUGUGCAGUGACUUUUUGUGAUCCCGUGACGAUGAGUGCCCGGCCGGCCGCCGGCGCCGCGCGCGCUAAGAAGCAGAACCACGCCAACAUCCCCUGCCCCAUCGAGAACUGCGCGCGCUUCACGUACGGCAAGCUCCCGGACCACCUCACCAAGCGACACGGCCUCACGGGCGCCGAGCGGGACGCCCUCAACGAACAACAACGGAAACGGUUCUUCAACGGAGAACUCUGCCAAGUCAGGUUCCUAAAAGAAUCAGCCAUCAGAGACCUCUGGGGCCCCGAUUAUGAUGACCCUCGCAUCAGACAGAAAAUACACCAAAGCUACGGUCUUGUCAAAAUACGCAUCAUACCGCUAGCGGCUACCCAGCGCGCCCGCCCGCUCACUGAACAAGAUGCCAAUGUUCUUACCUCGUACAAUGCUAGAACUGCGCCACGACCUACCAGGGUAUCACGGCCGCGGCCGAGAGCGCGCCCGUACCCACCCCCCGAGUCCACCCCCGCGGGCACCUCCAGCGAGUCCAGUGAAGGAGAGGAGAACACCCGCACCAGCGCGCUGCCCCCCUCCCCACCCCCGUCCUCGCCCUCCCUGCCCCCGUCCCCCGUCCCGUACGAGCUCCAGCCGCCCGUGGAGACGCGGCUUCGAGACAUUUUCGACCCAAAAGUAGAUGCCGGGUACAAGGCUGUCAUAGAUGACAUGAAGAAGUCGAUGACGCUCGGCAGGAAUGUGGGGCCGCGGAAGCGCAAGGCGUACCGCACGUACCGCCGCUACGCGAAGCGGCUAAUCGCUUACUUGCACCGACAGCACUCACCUUUGGCCUACGACGUUGAUUUAUUGCUGUGCGGUGAGCGACAAGUUUGCGCUUUCCUCGAGCGCGUGAAAAGCGAGAGGAAAACGAAGACGUUUCGGAACUACAUCGUGGCUGCGAUCAAGCUGCUCGACUCGAGACUGUUCGCGAUAGAGACGGACCCUGGCUGCAAGGAGAAGGUGGGGUCGAUGACCCGCGUUUAUGAGGCUCUACAUCGCAGGCUCAACGAGUGUGACAGGGUUCUAGCCGAGAAGAACUCGGUCACUCACUCCCAGCUCCCCAGUGACUUCGAUCCCGACAUUAUCGGACACAGUUUCAACGACAGUUGCGAUGAACUUGUGUAAAGUGAUACAAUUUUAAUACACGUGCUUGAAAGACUUUUAAUUUAUAUAAUUCAAAUAUUUGAUUAAUCUCAGCCAAGUUUAAAUUAUUAAUCUAAAUGUACAUUAAGUAACCACUUAUUGCACAUUAGAACUAGGAUAUUAGAUAACUGUACAUAGUCACAGACAAUACGUGUUACAAGCAAUAAGAAUUAAUUAUACUUCAUUAGUGCCAUGUUUAUUUAGAACAAAUGAGGUAAAUUUAAGUAUUAUUAUUGAAAUUGUAAAAAAUACUUACAUAGAAAGUAAUAUACUUUCGGAUUGUGUGCAAUAUAAUCUUAAUUGUCUAGCUUAAAGAUUUAAUAAACUGUAAAUACCUAUCGAUAUUAUUAAUGUUUUAUUUUUAUUUCA
Messenger RNA from Plutella xylostella (diamondback moth), 1646 nucleotides. RefSeq lists its product as uncharacterized. The record is from RefSeq and is a predicted model, not a curated record. NCBI's taxonomy places the organism in Eukaryota, Metazoa, Arthropoda, Insecta, Lepidoptera, Plutellidae.